Peromyscus californicus insignis is the source of this 2078-nucleotide messenger RNA. RefSeq names its product activating transcription factor 1 (gene Atf1). Lineage: Eukaryota; Metazoa; Chordata; Mammalia; Rodentia; Cricetidae. The record is from RefSeq and is a predicted model, not a curated record. The coding region runs from base 7 to 816 and encodes 269 amino acids. The transcript has 6 exons. Gene Ontology annotation, cellular component: ATF4-CREB1 transcription factor complex; nucleus. Gene Ontology annotation, biological process: regulation of transcription by RNA polymerase II. Gene Ontology annotation, molecular function: protein binding; RNA polymerase II cis-regulatory region sequence-specific DNA binding; DNA-binding transcription factor activity, RNA polymerase II-specific.
UUGAUUAUGGAAGAUUCCCACAAGAGUAACACUUCAGAGACUGCACCUCAGCCUGGUUCAACAGUUCAGGGAACUCACAUUUCUCAGAUAGCCCAUCAGGUGUCAUCUUUAUCAGAAAGUGAGGAGUCUCAGGACUCAUCUGACAGCAUAGGCUCCUCACAGAAAGCUCACGGGAUCCUGGCUCGGCGCCCAUCUUACAGGAAAAUUUUGAAAGACCUCUCUUCUGAAGAUACACGGGGCAGAAAAGGAGACGGAGAAAGUCCUGGUAUUUCUGCUGUCACGUCUAUGUCUGUUCCAACCCCCAUCUAUCAGACCAGCAGCGGACAAUACAUUGCCAUUGCCCCAAACGGAGCCUUACAGUUGGCCAGUCCAGGCACAGAUGGCGUGCAGGGACUGCAGACAUUAGCCAUGACAAAUUCCAGCAGUACUCAGCAAGGUACAAUCCUCCAGUACGCACAGACUUCCGAUGGACAGCAAAUACUCGUCCCAAGCAACCAGGUGGUCGUACAGACUGCAUCAGGAGACAUGCAGACCUACCAGAUCCGAACCACACCGUCUGCCACUUCACUGCCACAGACUGUGGUGAUGACUUCUCCUGUGACCCUUACAUCCCAGACAACGAAGACCGACGACCCCCAACUCAAAAGGGAAAUACGGCUGAUGAAAAACAGAGAAGCUGCUCGAGAAUGCCGCAGGAAGAAGAAGGAGUACGUGAAGUGCCUGGAGAACCGAGUCGCCGUUCUGGAAAACCAAAAUAAAACUCUAAUAGAAGAGCUAAAAACUUUGAAGGAUCUUUAUUCUCAUAAAAGUGUUUGAUUCUUUAAAGAGAAAGUAUUUUUAUGGACUUGCUUUAAAAUGAGGUGGAUUUCUUUUUAGUGGAGUUUUAUAAAUUCAGAGGUCAAAGAAGCUACUUUGUAUUAGGUUUUUACAGUGCGCAAGUUGACAGAGGGUUAAGUGGAGAUGAGCAGGAGGAAGCUGCUGGUAGGACUGGAAGAUCUGGGGGAAGUACUCCAGGAAAUGGACGUCAGCAAUGGAACUUAGACAGCGUCCAGCCAGAAGGGGCGGCGGUGGCGGCGGCGGCGGCGGCAGCAGUGGCAGCAGUGGCAGCACUGGGAAGAACCCACUCCCUCUCAGUUUGUAUUCUUACUGUUUGUUUCCGAAGAUUUGCCUUUUCAUUUGUGUGUGUGAGUGUGUGUGUUUGAUUCCUGCCAAUAAAUUCUAAAUUACAAAUGUAAAAGAAAGCAUAAUACGUUACUAAGUAUGUAAAUUAUGUGGUCUGAUUGUUACUUGUCAUAUUGUCGGGUGUGUUCAAUGAGUUUUAAUAGUUGCUUUUGUUGGACUUGAGGGUUUUGAGAAGUUCUAACAGGCGAAGGGCACAGGAUCUGAAGAUGGUGAUUUGUAACAUUUGUAUCAGAAUGGAAAAUUUGACCAUUUUAAAUAGUUGAUUUUUGCUUCCGGAAGGUAAGGGCAAUUUUUCACAAGGAUAUAAUAAUUUUUUUUUAAUUCUCUAAUCCUGUAUGCAGUUGAAGAGCAUUACUCUUUUGUGCUUUAACAGAAUGAAGUGUUUACAAAUGCCCUUAAAAUCUUUUCAAUAACCUGAAGAAGAAGUACACCAAAGCUUCCCGCGAGGGUUUAUAAUCAUCUUUCUGUAGGAUUGUCAGGUUCUGAAGUAGUUACCGAGGCAGCUUGCCUUGAGACUAUUUUGUAAUGUAGCCAAGGGUACCUUUAUAAGAGAAGGGACUGCCGAUAUAUUUUUAUAGUGAAUCUUUAUAAAUUCUAAUGUCGAGUUUUUAAUGAUUAUUUUAAAUGUUUAUAUAUAGUUUGUUUAGUAAAAAAAAAUUUGUAUCUCAAAUUGCCAUUUUUUAUAUUAUGAGAAGAGUAAAGUUUUCAAUUGGCUGAUAUUGAAUUGUACUUUUUCUAUGAAGUUUAUCUAAAGUUCAAGCUGUGGUCAGUACACCAGUGUUUAACCUCUGUAUUCUAAUCUGUAUACACUUUGAAACUGUACUGCAAAACUGUUGUGUGCCUAUAUAGUAUAUUUCAUAUGGUCUAUGAAAUUAAAGAACAUUUGAUAAGAUUAA